This is a messenger RNA of Salmo salar (Atlantic salmon), 5964 nucleotides long. RefSeq names its product raftlin. The record is from RefSeq and is a predicted model, not a curated record. Lineage: Eukaryota; Metazoa; Chordata; Actinopteri; Salmoniformes; Salmonidae.
UAGACUGGAACUGGUGCGGCUCUCGGAGAAGCCUUGAGUGAGUGAAAGAGAGGGAGAGGGAAAGAUAGAGGGGUGGAGGGGCUGCGCCGAACAGAGGUUGGGUCAGACAAUCACGAGAGAGAGAGAGAGAGAGAGAGAGAAAGAGAGGUUGAUAUGUGACAGGAUGUGGUUUCCCUGAGCUUGCAGUACAUAGCCGAUGCAUACUUUGAGCAUGACCUAAACGCACACGCUCUUAGUGUUUGCUGCGCACGGUUAGCUAGUGUCUAGCGAGGAUAGAACAAGCCCGCGGAGCUACUGAUCCCAUCCAGAUUUGUGUCUUCUCGCUGUCUUUUUUCCCCUCUUUGACCUGAAAGCCUCAGUUAGAGCUGUAUCGGCAGGACCUGAGUGAAGAAUCGCAGAGGAUCUGAGCGUGGACUGUUGCGCUGUUCUCCUGUCAGUAGAAUGUGUGUGUUUGUUCGAGGAGCCGUUCCAGUGGCUUUCUCUUGAUCUCAAUAGCGAACUUUCCAACUCCUGUAGUCAACAGCUUCUGAUCAGGGUCCAUACACACUCUGGGGAGAUGGGCUGUGGACUGAGGAAGCUGAAGCCAUCAGAGGAGAGCAGUCCAGGGAAGAUCUACUCCACCCUGAAGAGACCACAGGUGGAGACCAAGGUUGGCGUAGCCUACACAUACCAAUACGUUGACUUCCUCGUAGGGAAAGGCGAUGGCUCAUCUACACUGUGUCUUUCGUCUGUGCGGGAGCUCCCAGCCCAGCUCCAGGACCUGUACCAGCAGGGCUUCUCCCUGGUUGCCGUUCACCCCUUCAUUCAUCCCUGUGGUUCCAACGCAGUCAGCCUCCAGCUCCAGCUCUACAGGGCCGUGCUGAUCCGACUCGAUGAUGGGUUGGAGAAGAGCCAGUCGAGCUGUGCUCCCUACCGUCUGCAGCUGGAGCAGUGUCUGCCUACCGACCAGGUGCCCACCCCUGAGCUCAUCCAGGGCUAUGUCAAGAAGCAGAUCCAGGAUGCUGCAGACCAGGGGGUCAUGUUUGUGGGCUUCAUCCAGGAGCCGUGUGGGGUACGAGGUACCCAGACCAGAGAACCAGAGACGCCCUCCCUCUCCCUCCACUCCAGCCCCAGUUCUGUGCUCGGCUCCCUGAGCAGCCAAAGCCCCACUAGCCCCUGGACCAAUGGAGAACCAGGAGCCCAGGAGCAGGCGGUGGACACUGGGGCCGAUGAGGACCAAGGCUCCUUAUGUAAGGGUGGGGAGGAGGAGGACCAGACUAGGGACACUGGGGGGAGUGAGACUACUGUCGGGGAAAGCAACCAUGAUGGAAGAUCCUCUCUUCCCAUAUCACCAUCCACAGAGAGCGAGCAAGAUCAUGAUCAGGAUGUUAUAGUGGAAGACACACUGACACACAACAAUAACAAGACAAACGUCGUGGAACUGAAGGAGAAACCAAGCCGUCACACUCAGAGAGCCAGUGGGGUGGAGCUGCUAGCCCUGUUCAACCACCCAAUUGACCGUGAGGGCCAACUGAAGUACUACACUGGGAAGGUACCGCUGAGGGUUCAACUCCGUGACGAGGGGGUGAAAGGGGUGGAGGCCAACUGGCUGGAUCACAUGACCCAGCACUUCAACAACGGGGCCUCACUCGUUGAUGGAUACUUCCACCUGGGCAACGACAACGAUUUGCAGCCUAAGUCGGUGGAAAGCGUCUUCAUCUUCCAGGAGGGGACGGAGGGCGUCGACCAGAGUGUGACCACCACGUACGAUGCCAUCGUUGUGGAGCAGUGGACUGUCAUUGACGGCUUGCAGGUGAAAACAGACUAUGUUCCCCUGCUCCAGUCUCUUGCCAUGUACGGCUGGAGACUCACAUGUGUCCUGCCUACACCCAUCAUCAAGACCAACAGUGAUGGAAGUUUGGCCACCAAGCAGGUCGUUUUUCUGCAGAGACCUGUCCUUCCCCGCAAGAGGGGGGAAUCCAAGAAACUGAUAUUCAAAAGCAAGUCUAACAAGAACUCUGUUAAAGAUGCGUCAAAAAACAAGAAGAAGAAGAAAAACAAGCAAUCGGCAGCAGAGAAAGAUCUGGAAGAUUCCAAGAUUCUUGACGACGGGGAAAAGGUGGUCAAAGAGAGCAGGAACGUGCAGGAAAACAAGGGGAACGAAGAGGAGACAGUGAAAGAGACGGAGGUAGAGACUGUGUGUAAAGAGGCGGAGGCUCCCUGUGAAGUGGACGGAGAGUAAAAGGUUGAGGCAGAAACUGAGGAAGGGGUAGAAAGCGGGGUACAAACUGGGAAGGAGAGAGAUGGAGCUGCAGGAAAAGAUGACAAGAGUGACAAAGAGGGGAGAGUGGAGGAGGGAGAAGAAGCGGGGGCAGAGACUGAGCAGGAAAGACAGGGAGAGGGGGAGAUCGUAGAAGAGAGAGAAAAUGAGGUGGCAGUUGAUGAUGAAACCAAAACUACCAAGGGUUCAGAGGUGGAGGUGGAGACCAAAGAACAAGGGCAGAAAGGGGAGGAGCUGAAAUGGAAGUGAAGGAAAAUGGGGUUGAGAGUAAGGAAGAGACAAAUGGAGGGGAAGAGAGUGGAGAAACUGAGAAUGUUGCCAUGCAACAAGACCCACCUGACCAGGAAGAACAGGUAGUGCAAAAGGCAGUAAAAGAUAAUGGACAGGUCAAAUUGACCAAUCAAUGCCCUGAAGAGAGUCAAAGGUCGGAUGUGUAAACCUCUGCAGACAUCACACCUAAGGGUUCUCCUACCCAUCAUUCAUGUACCUACCAAACAUAACCUGAGAUAGGGGCUCCACAAGUCACCAUUGAACAGCCUAUAUUGCUGCAACAUCCUCCUACCAUGUAAUCACUCUAUCCUCUGCAGCAGACAUCUCUCCACAAUGGACACAUCUCUACCACAGAUGGACACGCAACAGUCUCUCUCACAGCCUCAGACUGAUCCUAUACCUACACAUAGUGAAUGUACAUAACUGAGAAUGAUGCGGAGGAGACUAAUGUACGAGGGUCACUGGAUAUAAUGGACAAGUUGAUGGGACCAAUGGGGCUUGGGUCUGAAGAAACAGACUUUAACCAGGCAAACUCGCUUGUCCUUAUUUGUACAGUACUAUAGUGGUACAGUUACUGUAUGCCACAUGGGUUUAGAUGAGGAGCACUGUGGGAAAUGUAGUGGCUGUUGUUGCUACACGCAAUCCAAUGCAAGGUGAAUGGAACUUGAUUUACUUUUAGCCCGUAAUGUAAAGUACUACAGAUGAUGCUGAUAAUCACUCUGAUUCUUAUAGUAGGUAUGAUACAUUCGCCUUGCAUUCCGUAUGUGUCCAUAUCCAAGCCAAGUAAAGUGUUUGAUAAUGGAGUAAAUCUCCAUUGAAUGAAUGUGUGUGGGUUGAGUGGAAGUGAAGUGUGAUGAGAACCAAACUUGGAAAUGUUGAGUCAACUUUGAGAGUUUACACACGUUUGAUUUUAAUAGCUUUUCCAAUCAAUGGUCAUUAAAAAGUACUUGGCAAGGUUAUGGGCUGGGCCAUGACUGGAUGUUCAAGAUAGAAACGGCGCACAGAGGAAGUAGAAAAACAAAAAUUAUUGAGCAUUUUGGAAUAGCUGUGUUCGAAUUGCCAUUUUCCAUUGACAUUGGCUUUAAUAUUUCACCUCAAGCUUUUAAAGCCCCUCUUGACGGUGUCAUUUCUGACAAUACCAAAAUCAUAAUGUAGUCUUUCAAGGUAUCAUGUUGCUUUCCAUUUUAAAGUGGUGCUGCGUCGAUGCUGUGUGGAGAAAUCAUUAACCGGCUAAUGGACUUUGUCAGCGGGGCGUCAGUCAAGUCAUACAUUUAUAAUGGGGGUCACUUAUGUGGCUAUUGACAGUGGAAAAUCUCACCUCUCAAAAUAACAAAUAGCACUUCAUCUGGAUUGUGAUUUUCAUAGGGAUUGAUUCUUCUUGUGCUGCAGUUGGUAAGCAAAGUCUGUAGAAACCUGUAUGUUUACAGAUGAAUAUAGGCUUGUCGUCAUUUUCUAAAUGUGGUAUUUUAAUGAAUAACCGACUGUUGGUAAUGUUCAUCUCAAUGGCAGAUGUAUUGUAUAGAAUUCCAAACUGUGACCAGGAUAGCCUUAUUAUGAUACUGGGCCUAAAUCGUCAAGUACAAAUGUCAGAAGUUUGACAAAUAUCAAGGUGGUUUCAGUGUUAUAGCCUGAGAGGGUUGCUACAAUCAGUGUUUGAAGGUAAUAUGAAGGUAAGUUCAGUGUUCUCUGUUUUAGACUUGAACAGAAGGUAAGGGAUUUGGCUUUACAAGGUGCUUUUGAUUUGAAGUUAGGCUCAGUGUAUUCUGUCGUGCUAACGCUAGCUGAAGUGUGCUUUCUAACGCUCAUACUGGAGCUAGCUACCUCCUUAGGCAUAUUGGGGAUUUGUAGCUAUGGGGUCAUCAUUGCCAACUUUUUCCACCAUAUGGUCCAUGCUGUGGGCGUGAGGUCAUUACUAAUGGCCAAGUGGUCAGGGGUCCUGUUUGAACCAUGUUUGAUGGAUUUUCCACAGCUGCUACUUGUUCGAGUACAAAGGUGUUUGCCCACAUGUCAAAUAGCAGAUUUGAUAUGAAGUCAGGAUAUUUUUUAUUUUAUGAUAUUAUCUGUGGUAUUGUUUUUUUCCAGCGACACUUCGCGUUAGGCGAUUAUGAGCUUUAAUAAGCACUUGUUUUAUUCAACAUAUUUUAUUUAGCUUUGCGGGUCACCGCUAGAGAGAGAAUAGAAAUGACUUGUCCGUUUUAAUAUUUGUGAGACUAGGACAAAUAUGAAUAAGAAAUGGAAUUCUAAAACACCCCUCUGUGAUAAAUGAAGAGAUUAUCUGGAACCUGAGACAGAUUUCCCCAUUGGCUUCUUAUCAAGUCAUUUUUUUUCUCUUUAGAUUUAAACUAAUCGCUUUCUGCCCAGAUAUAAGAUCAUGUAGGACUGUCAUAUUUCCUUAUUCAUACAUUGUUUAUUAUGUAUUCAUCAGUUCUGUUGUUCAUACCAAUUUGAGUCUUUUUUUUUAUAUAUAUCUGUGAUCCUUGUUCCUUUGUAUAUUAUUUUACACUGAGAUAAUACUGCCUCUUCAAGUACAAUGUACAUUAAGUUGUGGUAGGAAAGUGUGGGAAAAUACAGCCAGGAACUAUCAGGUGAUCUCAUGCAUUGUAUUUUAACACCUACAGCAUUCCGGUAGGACACCAUUAACAUGGACAACUGUAACCUCCGCGGAGUUGGGUCAUAUGACACCAGGUCCUGUAUCCGUUUGUAUUACCUGAGGGUCGUGAACUCCAUGCCCUCAUCUCUCGUGAUAAGAGAUGAUUUGUACAUUCGCUCAGCUUUGACAUAAGUAGACUCUGGGGAGAGUGGGUAGACUACAUUUUCCCUGAUACUGAAAAGCAAAGGAUAUAGAGAGAAAAGUGAAGCGGGAUCUGGCACUUCAUCAGUUAAAUUAUGCUGAAUGUUGUUUACUUACCCUUCCGUGACGAGGGAGACCUGUGACUAACGUAGACCAACCUCAGCCUUGUCUAGAACAAAAGCCUCCAACCCACUCGUGAAAAAAAGGUAAUCUACUGUUUCCUGUCUUUAUGUAACCAUAAUUGUCUAAAGCUCAGCAGUCAGUGGCAGUGCAAUUGUUCUUGAUAAUGCUGUGCAAAAUGUGUGUUCCAGGGUUCAUUUCCUGUGUGUUAUGAUGUGAAAUGGACAGAUUAGAAAUGACAGAAACAUGAUACAGUAGGAUGGCAAUCUCUUUAUGUUGUCACUUUAGCUUGCUCGUGGCCUCUGGAAUUGUAUUGUUAGGUUUCAUCACCGAUGUUACUGUUUAUCACCUGCGCUGCCAUUUUGAAUGUUGAGUGUCUUUGAUCAUCGGCUACCGUCACGCACUGCAGUGUUUGUAAAAACAAAGGUAUUCUUUGUGUUCACUUUUCAUGGAAAUGUCCACGUCCCUACUGUUCAUGACUGUACAAUUUGUAUAUUAUAAAAUUAUUUAUAUUUAAUGUGCA